AUGAAUUUACAAUACAAGAAACAAGGUUUUUGCCGAUGCGUUUUGGAAUUGCGCCGGCAAAAGUGUCUUUUGUCGGUGAAUUUCACAACAAAGAAAGUUAUUAGCCAAAAUGAAGAAGAAGUAGAUGCAUAUGGUCUCACACCUUCAUCUAGAUUACUUCUCACUAAUAACGGUAAUAAAGAGGUCCUAAGCUUGUCCCCCUAUGUUCUUGCAGUGCUUCAUCCAGCUACAGUAACUUCAUUCCAUUUCAUUGGAAGUUGGUUCCAGCAGAAAGAUGCAACUCCAAGUCAAGCAAUGCCAUUUCAGUUAGCUCAUCAUGGCAUGAGCUUUUAUGAUUACUGGGGGAACAUUACUGAAUACGGUGACCUUUUGAAUGAUGCAAUGGCCAAUGAUUCAGGAAUGUUGAAGGCUGUUAUAAAAGAUUUCAAGCCUGUGUUUGAGGGACUAACUUCAUUGGUCGAUGUGGGCGGCAAUACAGGUGCCGUCUGUAAGAUUCUCAUUGAAGCAUUUCCUCACCUGAAAUGCUCAGUGCUUGAACUAUCACAUGUGGUUGCUGAUUUGCCUAAUACUGAAAACUUGAAGUUUAUUGAGGGUGACCUGUUUCAAGCAAUUCCUCAAGCUGAUGCAAUUCUACUCAAGUCUCUUCUACGUGGUUGUAGUGAUGAUGAAAGCCUGACGAUUUUGAAGAAAUGUAGAGAAUCUAUUCCAUGCAAUGGAGGAAAGGUUGUGAUUAUAGACAUUGUAAUAGACAGCACAAAAGAUGAACAUGAAGUAUUGGAAGCUAAGCUCUCUUUUGAUUUAUUAAUAAUGGUCUGUCUCCCUGGGAGAGAGAGAAGCCAGAAAGAUUGGGAAAAACUUGUAUUGAAAGCUGGUUUCACUCGCUAUAAAAUUACACCCAUAUUUGGUUUGAAGUCACUAAUUGAGGUUUUUCCUUAAUUAUAAUCAAACAAAAUGAGUGUUUGUUAUGCAACCCUUGAAAUAAGCAUAUGAUCUAACUAUUGUGACUAUAAUGAGCACAAUAAAAUUGUCAAUAUGCAGAGUGUUCAUCUGCAAGGGAACCCUAGUUUUCUUUUCGAUGACUUUUUCAUGUAUUAUUUGCUUUCAUGUAA
This is a messenger RNA of Humulus lupulus (European hop), 1109 nucleotides long. RefSeq names its product trans-resveratrol di-O-methyltransferase-like. The coding region runs from base 1 to 936 and encodes 311 amino acids. The transcript is spliced from 2 exons. Gene Ontology annotation, molecular function: S-adenosylmethionine-dependent methyltransferase activity; O-methyltransferase activity. Gene Ontology annotation, biological process: methylation. Lineage: Eukaryota; Viridiplantae; Streptophyta; Magnoliopsida; Rosales; Cannabaceae. The record is from RefSeq and is a predicted model, not a curated record.